AGGAAGAUUACAAGACACCCAGACAAAAAGACAGCUUCUGUCUGUUUGUGUCUGUGAGUAAAAAUGUCAAAAACCUCAGCUUGACUCUAGGUUGGCGUCCAGCUACGGAUAACUCAGACCUCUCUCUUGUUUUGACACACCCUGCCGAACAUGGACAUCAUCAACCUCAAAGAAUAUCUUCAAAAAUGCCAUGAUCUACAUGAAAAUCCUCCUGCAAAUGAUGAGCGUGUGGAUGUCCCGCAUUCUUCCCUACCCUCUGAUCUGAAGCACCAGAUUCUGAAGCAGAGAGUGAGAUGCUUGACUCUGGGUCAGACUCUUGGGAGACUCUCUCUUCAAACUUUUCUCAAUUUAAAGAAUGUAACGAUCCGUGAGUUGAAACUGGGGAUUGAGUGCUCAGCUCUCUCUUUUGAAAGAGCCAACAGUCGCAGGAUGGACUCCAUAAUUAGUUUUGGUCCAAAAGCAUCUGACUCAUAUGUCUCAAUUCGGCUGUCAGCCUCUUCAGACAUGACCACGUGUGACUUCACUGACUUCAUCCUGACAUUUGACGCAUAUGUGAUGGGACGUUCAGGGAUGAACCAUGCUGAUGGAGAUGUGGAGGCUCCACUCUCUUUCCUUUGCUCUGUGCCUGGUCUGAAGAGGGUGGAGGUGGAGGUGAACUCCAUGACUCUGAGCUUGGCUGCUAGGAGCCUCUGCCUCAUCCAAACCCAUCCUAGUGUUGAGGAAAUUAAAAUUGUUCGAUUUCUACCUUCCACUUCCACUAAAGAGAAAAGUUACCACUGCUCAUCUCUGUGUUUUACUAAGGAUUCCAGCACCCAGAGCCUGGGCAUUGGAAUUGCCACAGAAAAGCAUGAUGCCCCAGUCCAGCAUAUGUCACUCUUCUUGUCACGGUCCUCAGUGAAGAGCUUUGAUCUUAAGGACUUUCUCUUAAAAUUCCAUUCUUUGGAACAUUUGGAUGAACCAAGUCCACAGCUUGAUGGGCAUGAUGAUGCCCUGAUGUCCCUGCACUCUCUGCCUGGUCUGAGGGAGAUGAAGCUGCAGGUGGGCAGCCUGACUGUCCGCUGGGCAAAGAGAAUCCUCUCCCUCAUUCACUCCUGUACCACUCUUCAGAGACUACAUGUCUAUGCUACUGGUUUGCGGUGGACUCGCAGUGGGUUUAUCCCGGCAGGUAGCUUCUUGACAAAGGAAAGUAUCCGUCUACUUCAGAUGGCACCGAAGCGGCCAGACUGUACUCUGAUACUUCAUGGGACUUGGUGCCACAACGCCACCUGGCAGUGCAGAACAGCCAAGUACAGGCACCGGAAAUGCAACCAGAUGGUGGAGAUUUCAAUAAAAGAGAAUUCUUCCCGGAUGAAGACAUUUAAGAGGUCUUGGAAGGGGAUGACUAUGCAGAUAAACGUGAGGAGACGGAGAAAGAGAGCAGGGAGGCGUGAUGGACAGAGUGAAGAACACAACUGUUCAGAUGAAGAGGGUGAGGAGGACAAGUGAGUGAGACAGUUGCUGAUUAUGGAGGGCAGUGUGCAGGCUCGGACCGGUAAUCUGUACAACCGGGCAAAUGCCUGGUGGGCCGGUCCAUACUGUAUGUGGGCCGGUGACCUCCG
Messenger RNA from Alosa alosa (allis shad), 1598 nucleotides. RefSeq lists its product as uncharacterized. NCBI's taxonomy places the organism in Eukaryota, Metazoa, Chordata, Actinopteri, Clupeiformes, Clupeidae. The transcript is spliced from 11 exons. The record is from RefSeq and is a predicted model, not a curated record. Bases 151 to 1485 code for a protein of 444 amino acids.